Seminavis robusta is the source of this 465-nucleotide messenger RNA. Lineage: Eukaryota; Bacillariophyta; Bacillariophyceae; Naviculales; Naviculaceae. The record is from the annotation of a GenBank genome assembly.
AUGUCGUGGCAAAUCCUCUCUACCAUCACCGAAGAUCGCACCAGUGUCGAAUCCAAGGCUUCCGUUCGCCUCAAAGGUACCAAGGGUGGGAAAGCCCACCUUCAGGGCGAUGUCACUUUGCUUAGCUGGAAGGACGAUCAAGGCCGGGCUAUUCCUUACAAUGGGCUUCCUUCGUACAUGCUGCGACUUGAUGCAGAACGCUUCAACGACAAGCCGGUCCCCGGAGGCAAAAAGCGCUACGAGAUUCGGCUUCCACAGAAAGUGUGGGUUACGGAUCAACCAGUUGUGAGGACAACUCGACACGGCAACCAUCAAGUCUUUGAAACCAAGAUGACGCUGAGCGAGGAGACGGACGAGGGUAUCAAGGAAAUCUUGUUUCGCCUCCCCAUUAGAGAUGAUGGCAACAAAGAUCCACAUGAGCUGUUCUUUGCCGCUCUCACCUACGCAGGAAGCCACCAAUUCUAG